GAUGAAGCUAACAUCAAUCAACAGAUGGUAACUUUCGGGACAGUCAGAUCAGAUCUCCCUAUGGCAUCCAGCAUCCCCCUCUGCGUCAAACCGAAGGCACAAUGGAACAGAAGCCCUCCCUCCACGCCAAAGAGCCCUAUAAAAGACCCCUCUCGCCCAGCCUGAGCACAAAACUCUACUCCUCUCUCUUAGAGACACCAACAGAUCAAAUCAUGACUCCAAACAUUAUUACCGAAGCUCAUUCCCACUCAAUCGGUACUCGAAUGACUGUAGCUCAGAGAAAAGAGGCACAUGAAUUGAGAAAGACUCUCAAGCCAUUGAUGGAAAAGAGAAGGCGGGCUCGCAUUAACGAGAGCCUCAAUCACUUAAAAACACUAAUACUCCCUCUGGUCGGCAAAGACGCUUCACGUUACUCAAAGCUCGAGAAAGCUGACAUUCUCGAAAUGACUGUCCGGUUCCUCAAAGAUCUGCCUUCCUCAUCGGCUAAAGGUCAAACAGACAGCUAUAAAGAGGGUUAUAAAGCCUGUUUGCAGCGCAUCUCUGUGAUGCUGCCUCAGUCUAACCUAGGAACAGAAACCUCUCAGCGCGUCAACGAGUUCAUUCAGCACUCGAUGGUGUCUGCGGCAUCGUCCUGCGAGAACUGCUGUGGUCAGAACUCCAGAAUGAUUUCACAAAUGCACCAGAGACUUGUGAGCUUGAGGAACAACAACUCUACGAUGGAGAACCACUCCACCGGUAACGCGUCAGCACCCAGCCAAGCUCAGCCUGCGCCACAGGCAGCUGUGGACAUGUGGAGACCGUGGUGACCAAACACGCAACAGGAG
Molecule: messenger RNA, 824 nt
Organism: Rhinichthys klamathensis goyatoka
Lineage: Eukaryota; Metazoa; Chordata; Actinopteri; Cypriniformes; Leuciscidae
Gene: hes2.1
Product: hes family bHLH transcription factor 2, tandem duplicate 1
Exons: 4
Coding region: 102-806 (234 amino acids)
Biological process (GO): regulation of neurogenesis; regulation of transcription by RNA polymerase II; anterior/posterior pattern specification
Cellular component (GO): nucleus
Molecular function (GO): RNA polymerase II cis-regulatory region sequence-specific DNA binding; protein dimerization activity; DNA-binding transcription factor activity, RNA polymerase II-specific
Source: RefSeq, a predicted model, not a curated record